UGCAGACACAAGGUUUUUGUUUUUGGCUUUUUAAAAUGUUGUCCGUAGCUGCCCGUGCAGCGCCCAGCCUUCGACUUUUUUCCUGCAGUUUCGUGUGACCCGGAUUGUCUACGAGAGAGAAAGAGAGAGAGAGAAGCAAAAGUGUUGUGAAGACUUUUCCUUGCAGCCUCCGAAGAAAAAGAAAAUAGAUCUAACCGGAAGCUUAAAAGAGUAACUUUUAACACUCUUGUUUUGGCGCGGGGCAGGCGAGCGGAGAGGGAAAUUGCUGUUGGGUAUUUUCCACUCGGGAUUUGGUCUGUUUUUGCACCACGCAAGUUCUCAUUUAAAGAUCGAAACUUUUUGCCCUUUCCCUUCUUUGGGGGAAACAAAAAAAGAUUGUACGGCUGCAUGAGAAGGGACAGUCGCAGGCGCUCAAUUUAUAGCUGGCUGUUACGCAACCUCCCCCAGGCAAGGGGAAAAGCGAACUUGAUGAAACGUAGGGAAAAUAAGGAAUUGCUUCUCCUCUCAGAGCUUUUUUGUGACCACAACUUCCAGCAGGCCCGGACUCCGCGCGCGGCCUUUGGUUCUUCAGCAGGGAAAGCCCUGCCUUCUUUGGCGGAUGGCUGAAAGACCUUUUAGUUUAAGGAAUUGAGGUUUAAGGGAUUGAAAACACCUUUUAAUUACUCUCUUUUCCAAAGAAAACCCCAGACUAUUAAAAAGGAAAAUGAAGAAGCUUCUGAAGUGCUGGACAUGCUUGCCUUUCAUCCUUUGCACUAUCCCAACUAAUUGUGGAUCAACUCAGAAUAUCUGUAAAAUCACAGAUAAAACGGCAGACUGUAGUCAUUUAAAGCUUUUUCAAAUUCCCUCCAAUCUCCCAGCUGAUAUAACAGUGUUGGACAUUUCACAUAACCAGCUGAAAACACUGCUGCCUAAAAACCUUACAAAGUACAAUCAGCUUGUUUAUUUAAAUGUGGGAUUCAAUUCCAUCUCUAAACUAGAGAUGGGCUUGUGCCUCAGUUUACCUUUGUUAGAGGUAUUGAGGCUGGAGCACAAUCAGUUGCGUAUAUUAUAUGGAGAUGUUUUUACUUCCUGUACCAAUCUGAGAGAGCUUAAUGUGGGAUUCAACAUUCUGAAUACAAAAAAGGAUCCUUUCAAAAAUCUGAAGAAUUUGACAUUCCUUGAUGUCUCUCAUAAUCAGUUAAGUUCUACAAAAUUAGGGUCACAGCAGCAAUUACAGAAUCUACAAGAGCUUGUGAUGUCUCAAAACCAAAUUACAGAAUUAAAUAAAGAAGAUCUAUACUUUCUUGGUAACUCUUCAUUAAAAAGAUUGGACCUUUCAUCAAACCCCAUAAAAGAGUUUCAACCAGGCUGCUUCCAAGCUAUUGAAAAUAUAUAUGGCCUUGAUCUGAACAACGUUCCAUUGGGACCUGAUGGCACAGAGAAACUUUGUUUGGAAUUAUCUGGCACAAAAAUACAGAACCUUUCAAUGAGCAAAGUGCAACUUUCACGGAUUUCCAAUUUGACCUUUAGUAGAAUGAGUAAAACCAACCUUACCAUUUUAAACCUAUCAAAUAAUUAUUUGUCUGUCAUUGAAAAUGCCUCAUUUAUAUAUCUUUCAAAUUUAAAAGAACUAAAUCUAAUGAAUAACAAUAUUACAAAACUGUUUUCUCAUUCUCUUUAUGGACUUCACAAUCUGAACUAUUUGAACUUGGAAAAUUCACACGUCAGAAUAAUUGAUUUGGCUUUCCAGUGGCUAACUCACUUGAAUUACCUUAUUAUGGAUGGUAAUAGAUUUCUGGAGAUUACUCCUCAUACGUUUAAAGGUUUAGAAAAUUUGAAAAACCUGAGUUUAUGUCAGUGCAAUAUAAAUUCAAUAACAAAUAUGACAUUUGCUUCACUUGCAAAUUCUUCUCUGCAAUUUCUCAAUCUAACAAAAGCUGGAAUAGUUUCCAUCAAGCCCAAAGCUUUUUAUUGGCUAAGGCAACUAAAAAUGCUUGAUUUAGGUUUAAAUAAUAUUAAGCAGAACCUUACAGGUCAGGAAUUUCAAGGUCUUAGUAAUAUUGAAACUCUCUAUCUUUCAUAUAACUAUCAGUUGAAUUUGACGAGUGAAUCAUUCACUCUUAUUCCAAGUCUUCGAAAACUGAGAAUGAGAAAGGUACGUUGCAGUAAUCUUGCAAUCACCCCCUCACCAUUUCGUAAAUUAAAGAAUUUGACAAUCCUGGAUAUGGGUAACAACAAUAUUGCUAAUAUAGAGGAUGAUAUAUUUGAUGGACUGCAUCAGCUUGAAAUUCUUGACCUGCAGCACAAUAAUCUGGCUCGACUUUGGAAACACACUAACCCAGAUGGUCCUGUUCUCUUUCUCAAAGAUCUUCACAACCUCCGUCUACUGGAUUUAGAAUCAAACGGCUUUGAUGAGAUUCCACACAAGGCUUUCUAUGGCUUAUCUUUAUUGAGAAGCUUGAAUUUAGAUUCCAAUCUCUUAAAUCUACUUCCCAAGUCUGUUUUUGAUGAUCUGACAUCUCUGAGUUUUCUCUUCCUCCAAAAGAAUAUGAUCACAGCUAUUGAUGAGAAAGUGUUUGGUGCUGUUUUCAAACAUCUAAAAGUAUUAAAUAUGGCUUCAAAUCCAUUUGACUGUACUUGUGACAGUAUAGCUUGGUUUGUUAGGUGGCUCAAUAGCAACAAAACAUAUAUCUCAAAUUUAAACAAUUAUCAAUGCAACACUCCACCCAAAUAUCACUCUAAUUCAGUAGCACAGUUUGAUACUUCUAUUUGUGAUAAUGCCCCCUUUAUGCUGGUAUACAUUUUGUGCACUACUGCUGUAUCAUUGCUCAUCUUUAUAGCUCUGCUUGUUCACUUUGAAGGAUGGAGAAUUAAAUUUAUGUAUACUGUGGCUGUAAACAGAGUAUUGGGCAUCAAAGAAAUAGAUAGACAACAACAGCAAUUUGAAUAUGAUGCCUACAUCAUUCAUGCCAAGAAGGACAUGAACUGGGUAUCUAAGAACUUUAUUACCCUUGAAGAAAAUAAUCAACCAGCCAUUCGAUUCUGUUUAGAGGAACGAGAUUUUGAAGCUGGAAUAUCUGAAUUUGAAGCCAUUAUCAAUAGCAUACAGAGAAGUAGAAAGAUCAUAUUUAUUGUAACUGAACAUCUCUUAAAAGAUCCCUGGUGUAAAAGGUUCAAAGUUUAUCAUGCUAUACAACAAGCCAUUGAACAAAGUCGGGAUUCUGUUAUACUAAUUUUUCGACAUGAUAUUCCUGAUUACAAGUUAAAGAAUGCACUUUGUUUACGAAGAGCAAUGUUCAAAUCUCAUUGUAUUUUGGAAUGGCCUGUGCAGAAAGAACGUCUAGAUGCCUUUUACCAGCAAUUGAAAUCAGCACUUCAGUCCAAUAGUAGGGUAAUAUAAUUUGUUUUAAGAAGAAUAUUGCAUGCAUUUCUGGGUUAAAAUACCACACUAAAAAUAUGAUAUUGAAAAUAGAAGUAAAUGUAAAACCAUUCUUCCAGGAUUCUUUCUUCUAUCCAAAAUAGGAGAGUGUUGUAUCCAAACAUACAAAAUGAAUGAGUAGCAUUCGGGAACAUCAAAUGUUUGCUGCAAAAGGCAGUGAACGUAUUUAGGAGGUGAGACCAAAAAUAGGGUAUGUACUAAAUAAAAAUGUAGUUGAUUUUAAAUCCCAAA
Molecule: messenger RNA, 3649 nt
Organism: Pantherophis guttatus
Lineage: Eukaryota; Metazoa; Chordata; Lepidosauria; Squamata; Colubridae
Gene: TLR3
Product: toll like receptor 3
Biological process (GO): immune response; toll-like receptor signaling pathway
Cellular component (GO): plasma membrane
Molecular function (GO): protein binding; transmembrane signaling receptor activity
Source: RefSeq, a predicted model, not a curated record